Aureobasidium namibiae CBS 147.97 is the source of this 585-nucleotide messenger RNA. Its product is annotated as Prefoldin, subunit 3. The transcript has 3 exons. Bases 1 to 585 code for a protein of 194 amino acids. The record is from RefSeq and is a predicted model, not a curated record. Gene Ontology annotation, molecular function: tubulin binding. NCBI's taxonomy places the organism in Eukaryota, Fungi, Ascomycota, Dothideomycetes, Dothideales, Saccotheciaceae. Gene Ontology annotation, cellular component: cytoplasm; prefoldin complex. Gene Ontology annotation, biological process: protein folding; tubulin complex assembly; microtubule-based process.
AUGGCGACAACAACAACAGCAAGCAAAAAAUCCGACGCACCCACAAACCCCCGCGGCAUCCCCUUCGCCCCCUUCGUAGACGCCGUAUCCGACUACUGCACCACCCGCGCCGAAGUCGAACCAACCCUAAAGUCCUUUUCCGAAAUGAUCCAAAAGUACCAAUUCAUGGAAGUAAACACCUCUCGCCGCGCUGCCGGGCUGCGCGAAAAGAUCCCAGACGUCCAAAAGACUUUGGAAACUGUCAGGUUUUUGAAGAGCAGAGAUGCGGAUGCCGAAGAGUUGGAAAGUUAUUUUGAGCUCAAUGAUACGCUGUUUGCCAAGGCCAAGGUGCCGAGGACGGAGGAGGUGUAUUUGUGGUUGGGUGCUAAUGUCAUGCUGGCGUAUCCGAUGGGCGAGGCCGAGGAGUUGUUGGAGGGCAAGUUGGAGGCGGCCAAGAGUGGCUUGGAGAAUGCAGAGGAGGAUAUGGAUUUUUUGCGUGAGCAGAUUACGACGCUCGAGGUCGCUACUGCUCGUGUCUACAACUGGGAUGUCGGUAUGCGCAGGAAGGAAAAGGCCGAGGGCAAGACCUCCGAGCCUAGCGAGUGA